Molecule: messenger RNA, 5101 nt
Organism: Plodia interpunctella (Indianmeal moth)
Lineage: Eukaryota; Metazoa; Arthropoda; Insecta; Lepidoptera; Pyralidae
Gene: su(w[a])
Product: suppressor of white-apricot
Exons: 16
Coding region: 503-2914 (803 amino acids)
Biological process (GO): RNA processing; mRNA 5'-splice site recognition
Molecular function (GO): RNA binding
Source: RefSeq, a predicted model, not a curated record
AGUGAGUUUAAAGAGAAGAAAGAAGACCUUUUCGUGUUCGGCUACUCGUGCAAAUUGUUCAGGGACGACGAAAAAGCGCAGCACAUUGACCAAGGAAAGCACCUCAUACCAUGGAUGGGGGAUGAAACUUUGAAAAUCGACAGGUUCGAACUGUUUUUUACUACUAAGACUGCUACUUGUGGCCCUAAAAGUUAUAAAAUCUUAUGUAUAUGGUCAGAAAAUACUAAAUUUUGGAAGAUAUUAAGAUUUUCGCAGAGGAUUUUUGUUGGAGUGGCUGAUUGAAGGAUCCACGACUGAUGGCGGCCACGACACCCGUUAUUGUAAUAGUGAUGAUCUUCGGUGGUAUGACGCGCGUGGGGCUCUACACGACCUGUCGUCGCUGGAGGCGCCCCCCGGCGGCUACGACUGGCGCAUCGAGCUCACCAGAGCGGAGCUCGAUGUGGAACAGCUCUGUGAUGAGGAGAGGUACCGCGCCUUGCACACUGAUGAAGAUGAGGAGGAGAUGUACAAAGAAGAGGAGCUGAAGCGUCUGCACGCCGCGGGCUACGGCCAGGUGGGGUUCAACUACGACGCGCCCCGCGCCCCGGAGCCCCCGCCGCCCGCUGAGCUGGACGAGCCCUUCGUGCCGACGUCUGCGUUCAAGGCUCUGUUCUCUCCAAAUAUUGUUAUGCCAGAAACAGAGAAGCAGAAUGCAAUAAUAGAGAAGACGGCGAAGUUCAUAGCUUCCCAAGGGGCACAAAUGGAGAUCCUGAUCAAAACCAAACAGACGGACAAUCCACAGUUCAAAUUCCUGAACCGGGACUCUGUGCUGCAUCCAUACUAUACUGCGUUGACUGCGCUGGUCAAAGCUGGAAAGUGGCCCGAGAAGGAGCCUGAAGUUGUUGAAGAAAAACCACCCGAGCCUGACGAGUAUUUACAUCCUAGUUUGGCGUCGACUAUCAUAGAGUCUGCGCCAUCAAUCCCCAGCAUCCACUACCGGCCGUCAGCGGACUGCGACUACACGAUGCUGAUCUGCAAGAUGCGCGGAGACCGGUCGCUGGAGCUGGCGCCGGGCGAGGAGCCCCCGCCCGGCACGGAGCCGCUGCCGCCGCGCGCCGCGCAGAUCUCGCGUCCGCCCCUCAUGUACCACAAGGGGGAAGCGCCCCCGCCAGCGCCCCAGCGCGCGGAGCAGCACGCAGCGCACUACGCGCAGAUCCUGGAGCGGGAGCACAAGCCGCCGCCUCCGCCGGCACAGCCCACGCUCUCCACCGGACUCAGCCUCAUGAGGAACUACAACACGGACUCCGAGACUGAUGAUUCUGAUUCCGACGACACAUCAUCAACGGACAGCAAAGACCAAAUGGUGACACCGCCGGCUGACGUCCAAGUUGUAAUCGAGAAGAUGGCCGCGUAUGUCGCACGCAAUGGCGACGAGUUCGCGGAGAUCGUGCGCGCGAAAAACGACCCUCGGUUCACGUUCUUAGAGCCGGAAAACGCGUACCACGCUUAUUAUAAGAAACUGAUGCAGGAGAAACGAGGGGUCGCCGUCAAUGGGAAGGAGAGGGACAGACCUAGUAGGACUGGAGCGCCGUUAUCAUUCUCCAUUAAGAAGCUCAAAGGUCCCGAUCCAAUCUUGCCUAAACCAGCUCUCCCUUAUGAGUCCAGCUCAGACGACGACUCAGAGAAACAGACAGACAGACAAGAAGAGAAAGAACCGGUUAAAAGUACCGCACCUCCCACUUUCCCCUUACAACACAUGCCUCCGGUCGUAGUCUACAAAAUGGAGGGACAAAUCAACAACGAACUACCUACAGUGAAAACUUUUGAGGCGAAAGUUGUACACCCAGCGCCCGUGGUCAAAGAAAUUGAGAAAAAGGUUGAAGAAACACCUAAAGUUGAAAAUAGUGUGCCAGAAGUACUCAAUAACGUGGUACAGAAGAUCGCGAAUCAAUCUACAAUAAAACAACAAGAAAACGAAGUUGAAGAGAAAGAAGUUCAAGAGAAGGUAGUACUUGAAGAGAAGAAAGAAGUAGAUGUUAAAAGUAAAGAAAGAGAAAAGAGUCCAAGGAAAGAGAAAAGAAAGCAUAAGGAGAGAAAAAAGGAGUAUAGGUCUAAAUCUGAGACUAGAGACGUCAGGAAGGAUAGGCGGAGCGCGGAAAGAGAAGAGAGAAGAGAUAGAAAGAGGGAGAAAGAAGAUAGAGAGAAAAGACAUAAGCAGAAGGACGAUUUGGAGAAUGAGAUUAUUUCUUUGGACGAUAAUUCUGAUGACAUGGUGGAUUUGACUGGGGAUUUGUCGGAUUCCAAAGGUUCAGGCGAGUGGUCCCGGUCGCAGGAGAAGCAGCAGGCGCGGCGAAGGCGCGCGGCGGAAUUCCUCAGGCGGGUGGGUGUGGAGCCCGACGCCGCGCACGCCAUCCCCGCCAACUCGCUCGCCAGCGCCAUGGUGGAUACACUAGAAACAAUUCGAAAGAAAAAGGCGGAGGAAGAAGAGAAGCGACGUCGACGCGACAAGAGGCGGCAUCGAGAGAAAUAUGAUCAUGAAGACGGUGCAGAGAAAUCACACAGGAAAAGCAAACGGAGAAAGUACAACAAAUCAUCUGAGGAAGAUGAAACUGAUGUUGAUGGCAAAAAGAAGAAGCGCAAAAGGGACAAGAAGCACAAGACCAAGAAGCGGAGACGUCGCGAGGCGGAGGAGCCGGAGCAGGACCACCCGCUCCACAUCGACCUCAGCUCCACCCUCAAGGAGCUGAGGACCGCCUCGCCCACCAAACAGCUUGAACUCCAGGACAUCCAGGAAGACUCCCAGUUGAGCAUGAAACAGGACUCCUCGUCGUCAGAAGAGGAGAAACCGAAGAAGAAGGAGAGGGAGUACAGCGAGGGAGAGUGGUCUAGCGACAGUGAACAGGACUCUGAAUCUGAGCACAGUAAAAUUGAUUAGCCUCUGUUGUUGUCUGAGCAGAACAAAGACAGAACGCACUAUAUCGGAUACCGGUAUAGAUAUGCUGAAAAUUAUGCAGUGCAGAAAUAAUAUGCCACAGAUAACAGUGUCUGGAGAGAUUGACAGUUGUUUUUUAUUCGUGGCCUUUUUAUCCUGUCCCACUGCUGGACAAAUGUCUCUUAACGUUUUGAACACAUUUCAUUUGCUCAAAAAUUUUAAAGGUACUAGUAUUUUAUUAGACUUUUUAAGUAACAUGUGUCUACUUUCUGUCGAAAAACGUCAUGAUAUACGCGUGCAUUGAUCAUUACAUACUCAGCCUUAUUAUAGUGCUCGGCUUUGCCUCGCGCUAAAAUCUUGCCUCGUAUGCGAUGACUAAUAUUUGCACACUUGUAUCCUAUAUGGAUAGCACUGUUUAAUUUUUUAAUUGUGAUUUUUCAACACAACUGUUAAAAAAACUUACACCCUCACACUUAAUUUAGAUAUAGAUAUUAAUGAUGCAAAUAACAAAGAUAUAGAAAACUAAAGACUACGAGUAAGCAUACCCAAAUGAGACAGAAGAUUUCCAUACAACUUCCUGGUCCAAUCCAACCUAUCUCAUUCAAAACGACAGAUUGUAUGAAAUUUAUAAAUUGUAAUAAAAUAUAAAUUAAACACUGUGACAGCGCAAGAGCACUUUUAUUGUAUUAACAGAGAAAACACAUAUGACAGCUUACAUCAUUUAAAUAAGUAUUAAAAACACAAACGAUAUAAAAACUAGUUUAUACAUGUUGUAAAAGGUCGAAUGGAUGGGCCUUGUAAAACAGGAAUAAAAGAUAGCACUCUGUCUCGUUUCUUCUCGUAUAUUUCUAAUACACAUUUCUAAUUGUUGUAUGUGUAAAAUGAUGUCUAAAGUUUUCUCUGUCUACGUCCAACAAAGACAUUCCAUAUGUCAACAAUUUGUAUGGGGUUUGUAUGACAGCGACAAUGGUCACUCACAGUGUAAAAACUGUUUCAAACACAUUUUGAUGGCAAUUAAAAACAGUAGAUAUAAAACAAAAAUAGUAAACUAGUUGACUAGUUUUUUUUUUUAUUUAAAUAUAAUUCAAUUACUGUUUCGUUAUGUAUUAAUGUAUAUAUACAUAUUAUUUUUAUCCAGACUUAUUCUAUUUCUAAAUUUUCCACUUUCCCUCUCUUCAUUUAUCUCUGCUCUGUGGAACACCUUAACAAGAGAUCGAUAAAUAUAACAACAAUAAAUAGGGAGAUAAAACAACAAUUGCAAUCCAAAAUUAUUUAUUCAACUUAUUGAAGUCGAAAUGAGUUCAAAUUAAAUCUACCGCCGACUUCCAAAGCGAAGGAGAAGCGGCGCAACAAACAUCACCUCAUUAUUUUUUUAUCUGUUAACUGGUUUACGAAUUCGAAAUUAUAUAUAGGUAGGUAGGUACCUUGAGACUGUACGUACACUCGGAAAAUUUGAUAACUUAUUACAUACAUACAUACAGUCUGUCAUGAAAAUGAACAUGAACAUGAAUUUUAAGAAAUGAAAAGAAGGCGCUUGUCUCCUGUUUGCUGGCAACACUGGGUGUUUAUCAACCAAUCUUGGGCAUUAUUUGGUGUUGCAAUGACAAAAAAAAACCGGUUUUCUUCAAUUACUUAACAGACUGUAUGUUACUUUAAAUCACAAUAGAAUAUAAUGAAAACAGAUAAAAUCAUAUAAUUAGCUGGUAAUACUAGAUUUUAUUGCCAAGAUAUAGUGAAUUAAUAUGUGUAAGCGUUUAUUUUGUACGAUGAAGAGUAACGCUGGUUGUAUAUAAACAUUGUUUUAACAAAUAUGGCCGAAGCAUUUUGCUAUUUAACAUCAUUUUAAUGUGAGCCAGUUAAGGACCUAAACUGAUCUGCAUCGCAAAUUCAUACCUUUUUAAUAUUAAUGCGAUUCAUUUCAGGUUCCUAAAUUUAACUGGGUUGCAUUUGAAUCGUUCCGUAAAAGUUGAUGAUAGGCCUGCUGGUCGUUGCUAUUAUUUAUUAGUUAUCCUGUCUUAUGUGUCCUGGCACUUAUAUAGUCACAUAAAACAAAUAAAUUAGGUAAACAUUUCAAUCUUCUUAAAACAAUGUUUAUAGAGAACUUGCUUCUGUAUUGUUAAAUACACACAAUUUGUUUUAUAUUUUGUAUAUGUAAUUUGUAAAUAUUUUUAUUAAAUAUUGUGAAUUUGA